Messenger RNA from Stylophora pistillata, 1332 nucleotides. RefSeq lists its product as uncharacterized. The record is from RefSeq and is a predicted model, not a curated record. NCBI's taxonomy places the organism in Eukaryota, Metazoa, Cnidaria, Anthozoa, Scleractinia, Pocilloporidae.
CUUGGUACCUCUGAUGAAAGAAAUUCAUUGAUGGAAGAUCAGGACAAAGAAUAUCUGGAUUCUUUGAGAAAAGAUCAAGAGAAAGAACAAGCAAAAAAAGAAGAGCUUCUUCAUUGCCAAGAAGAAUUUGCAAUUAUGGACCUCGACCCUGCAUUGCCGAUGGAAACUGUGGACCAGGCAACCCUGUCGAUGCUUGAUUGUGAUGAAACUCCACCAUUUCCUGAUGAAACGGUAUGUUUCCAUGGAUUUGGGGCACCAUCGGAAAUCCCAUCUGAAGACAACAUGUGGGAGCCUGUUUCAGAGAAGCCACUUCUUGUCUUGCUAGAAGAAGACAAAGCGAAGGACACUCCAUCAGGAAGUUCUGAGGAUAAUCCAGUGGCAGUUGAACGCAGUUCUGACUUGAAGCAAAGAAAAAUGGAUGUGCUUGAUAAGUUGUCUGGUGUAACAAACGUCUGGGUUCAUCGAAAGACUGUCAUGCGUGACCUUCUUAAAACGUACGAAAACUCAAGAGAAAUAACUCAGCAGCUUGUCACAUUUUCUUUCCAUGGAGAGGUUGGGAUGGAUCUAGAUGGUCUAAAGAGAGAAGCUUAUUCUCUAUUCUGGAAGCAAGUCCUGGAGGACUACUUCGAUGGAAGUUCUACAUUUGUUCCGCGAGUAAGUCCAGAGAUUGAAGAGUCCACGAUGAGGACACUUGGACGUAUUAUCAGCCACCAAUAUGUCCUCACUGGCAUAUUCCCUGUUCAUAUCAACAGGGCAUUUAUGGUGGCUAUGCUCUGUGGACGACAGGCAGUAAGUGACGAAGACCUCAUAGGGGAUUUCCUGGAAUACAUAUCAGAAAAUGAAUCCCAGGAGUUGAAAGCGAUCCCAGCACAGUCAGACCAAGGAGAGCUCUCUGGUGAAUCUUGUGAGUUUUUGCUGGAUUUUUUCAGCGACUACCAGGUAACCAAAAGGCCAUCGGCUUCCAACCUCAAAUCCACUUUGGUGCAAGUAGCCAAGAAUGAGUUGUUAUCAAAACCUGCUAUGGCUAUGGAUGGUAUGAGAGAAGGUCUUCUGGAUGGAGACUUUGAAAAUUUGUGGAAUUGUUCGAAAGAGGAUGUACCAAAGAUGUAUCAAAGGAUACAGCUUACGCCACAACGAGUUAUUGCAAUGCUUGCNAUGAAAAUAAUCCGUUCUUUGUGUCAAAUGUUUCACGUCCUUUCCACAUUUAGAAAACAUAUUGGAAACGAAGAAGAAAUAAAGUUCAUUUUAAUUAGUAUUUUCAAUUGUUUUACUUGCGCGGCUCGGUAUCCAGCUACGGAAAAAGAUAGCGGCAUUAGAUCUGACCAACAAUAA